AUUGUAUAUAUAUAAACCUUGAAAUUUGAUAAAAAAUAGAAAUUGUAAUAAUUGUCUGUGUUAACACUGUGUAGGAGACAAGUAAUAAGAAAUAUAUAUAAGGAAAUUCGAAGGGAAGGAAAUAAAAUCUAGAAGACAAAUCAAAGGGUGAAGAAGAAAUCAAAACCGGAAAAGUAUGAUUAGCGAAAAUAUUGUUGCGUUUAGGAAUCCCGCAGAAAUAUGGCAAGAAAAUUGGACCUUUCUUAUAAAAGAAAGCGUAACGAUUGUGGGUGCACUACUAACGCUUUUUCAUGCGUUCAAAAGUGGAGGCCGAAAUUUAUGGCUUUGGGUUACAUGUAUUCUACAUGGAGUUGCUGUGGAAAUAUACAGCUAUGAGUUAAAAGACAUCGAUAACUUUUGGCAUAUUCAGGGAACUGUUAUGUUCUUUAAGAAAAGAUUUCCAUUAUAUAUAGUUUGCCUGUAUCCCUACUUUAUUUAUACGGCCACUAUGGCCGUUAAACGAAUGCGAUUACCCAGAUGGUCUGAAUCUUUAGCAGUCGGUUUAGCCGUAGUUUGCAUCGAUUUGCCUUAUGAUAUCACUGGAGUAAAAUUGUUGUGGUGGACUUGGCACGAUACCGAUCCAAAUGUAUAUGAUAGAAUGUAUUACGUGCCGUGGACAAGUUAUAUAUUCCACGCCUCUUUUGCCUUUUCUUUCAACACAGUUUUCAAUGGUCUUCCCAAAUUACUAAAUAUGACUACUAAAGAGGGAGAACGUUCGACGUUCCGAAAAGAACUUACUGUCUCAAUUGCAACUGCUCUAUUUUCAUUUCCUAUGGGUGUUAUUCAAUUUGUUAUCUUUUAUCAUCCACUGCACGAUAUUUGGAAAGUCCCUACUGAAGUUUGCUGCUGUCUACUUCUCAUUUUAGGUUAUUGUGCAAUAGUAUGGAAAAAUGAUAAGCAAACCGUAGGCGGAUCGAUUAAAAUAGAUGAAAUAGCUUUAGUUAUCUUUAUUCAUUAUACUAUGUAUUUCUUUUUGAAUUGGUUUGUUCAACCAGAGCAAUUAGCCGCUACCGGUUUACACGAACCUCUAGGUGAUUGUUCAAAAGAUGCACCUAUAUUGAGUGCUUUAGGACAGAUGCUUCCUCGAAAACAAUAUCUCUGCGAUAAGAAUUAUGAUGAACCAUUCGAUUUUCACUGCACUCAAAGACCAGCAGAUGGGGUUAAGUGGUACACAAUUUGUGGAACACCCUUUACAAAUAGGGUGGAACAUUGUGUUGUUGUUAGCUGCAUCUCUGCCUUUGGUUUGUUCAUCUUCAAGGAACUUUUAGGGCGUCGUGAGCCUAAACAAAAGAGAAAUUAA
Dimorphilus gyrociliatus is the source of this 1339-nucleotide messenger RNA. The record is from the annotation of a GenBank genome assembly. Lineage: Eukaryota; Metazoa; Annelida; Polychaeta; Dinophilidae.